This is a messenger RNA of Asparagus officinalis (garden asparagus), 537 nucleotides long. RefSeq lists its product as uncharacterized. The transcript has 3 exons. The record is from RefSeq and is a predicted model, not a curated record. Lineage: Eukaryota; Viridiplantae; Streptophyta; Magnoliopsida; Asparagales; Asparagaceae. Bases 1 to 537 code for a protein of 178 amino acids.
AUGACGAUAGCAAACAACAUUAAGUCCAUAAUUCCUAAGACUGAUAAAGCAAAGGAAUUUAUGAAAUUUGUGGAAGAUCUCUCGCAAUCUGACUCUGCUGAUAGGUCAAUUGCAGGGACAUUAAUGGGUACGCUGACCACUAUAAAAUUCGAUGGUUCUCAUACCAUGCAUGAGCAUGUCACUGAAAUGACAAACACAGUAGCAAAAUUUGAGAUCUAUGGGAAUGGAAAGUCAGAACAUGACUUUGGAAUUGAUGAAGAUCCGGUUUCAUUUUCACAGGCCAUGAAAAGUCACAAUUCUGAUAAAUGGUUUGAUGCCAUGAAAGAUGAGUUGAAAUCAAUAGAGCAUAAUAAAGUUUGGGACCUUGUAGAAUUGCCUAAAGGUUUUACUCAGAAGGAUGAUAUUGACUAUAAAGAAACAUUUGCUUCUGUUUCGAAAAAGGAUUUAUUUAGAAUUGUUAUGGCUAUGGUGGCUCAUUAUGACUUAGAGCUACAUCAAAUGGAUGUGAACCGCUUUUCUAAAUGGAAAUUUAGAUGA